Molecule: messenger RNA, 996 nt
Organism: Glossina fuscipes
Lineage: Eukaryota; Metazoa; Arthropoda; Insecta; Diptera; Glossinidae
Exons: 4
Molecular function (GO): protein binding
Source: RefSeq, a predicted model, not a curated record
AUGAAUGAGGGUAGAUGCGAUAAUUCUGCGGUGUUUUUAAGCGGCAAAGUUUUUUCAAUGGGUGGAUUUAAUAGGGGUGCUUUGAAGACGGCAGAAUGUUAUGAUCCUGCCAGUAAGCGAUGGAGUUACAUUGCACCAAUGAAUAAUACUCGACAUGGUUUUGGCAUUUGCACGUACAAUCAUCUAAUUUAUGUUGUUGGUGGAUAUCAAACAUCCACAGUAGAGAGCUAUGAUCCUGCAACUAACAAAUGGCACUUGUGUCAGAAUAUUCCUGAGGGUUGGAAAGAAAUAAGGCACGAAAAAAAGGAAAGAGAUGUGGCUUUCUAUACCUCAAGAGUGGAUGACGAUGGUAACGAAUUGGAGAGACGGCCAAUGGCACGGAGUUUAGCUUCAUCAAUAAGUGAAAGCACUACGAGAUUAAAUUUAAGUUCACGCAGUUGUGAUAGAAAAGCUGGUGUACUAUAUAUUAAUCCGGCCGCUUACAUAGAGAAAGAUGGUGAAAUGGAAAGAUCACCUGAUGCUGGUCAAGGUAGCAUAGAUAGUAAGUGCCCAUCAGUUUCCGAAACUGAAAGCGAUAUUGUGCCGCCGUUGGAUUUGCAGUCGGAAGAAAAUUAUCCAACAACAAGGGAUUAUACGUUUUCCUACCGCAAACAUUGCGAAGCGGCCAAGAUUGUUUUGAAACCGGAAAAGGCCUACGAGACUUGGCUUUCUGCCAAAAGAAAGCUGCUAUCGGAUGAGGCUGCCAGACGUAAAAAAGCCGAACAACAAAAGCGUCAAGAAUUAGAAGAUCGUAAGCGUUUAGCCGAUGAAAAAUUUAAAAAUUGGUUAAAAAAAAAAGCUUGCCAACCAAAAACAACUCAUCUAGCACAGGAGCCAUCAAUGCAACAAAUUAGUUCAAAUUUAACGAUUAAAUCGACAUCAGCGAAUACAGAUUUGUUAGAAAGACCGACGCGUUCUCAAUUGAGCGAAGAGGAAACUUGCAAGUAUUGUCGUAAU